AUGUCAACUUCGCUUUAUCAAUGUCUAAUUCCUGCUCUAAAUCUAUCAAAUGCUCACAAAGUCUGUGAAGUUGCAUGUGGAACUGGAAAUGGAGUCCCAAUAUUGCUCAAUCAUCUUCCCUCUGACGCAGAGAUUUGGGCUAGCGAUAUAAGUGACGAAAUGAUAGCAAAAGUAAAUCAGCGUCAAUUGCCUAGAACUCAUACUGCACAAGCUUCAAAUGAUGCAUUACCUUAUGAAGACAAUUUCUUUGACAGAUAUGUCGCAAAUCUCUCCUUGAUGCUGGUCCCUGAUGCAAGUGCAAUGCUAAGAGAGGCUUAUCGUGUAUUAGCUCCUGGAGGAACUGCAAUUUUUUCAGUAUGGGGAAGGGAAGAAAACUCAACAGCUCUUGGCUAUUUUGAGCAAGCUUGUAGAGAAGUUAUUGGAGAGAAUUUCGCUAAAAAAAGAUCUAAUUUUUACUUAAAUAACGCUCAUGAAACCAUGAGAAUGGCAACAGAAGUUGGGUUUCAAAAUCCUCAUUAUUUUUAUGCAGCUUCUCCAAUGGGACCUAUUGGAAUUGAAGAAUCAGUCCAGUGUUAUUUAGAUACUCCACAUUUAGCUGGAAUUAAGAAGCAAAGUGAAGAGAACUAUAAUAGAAUUGUGGAAAGAUUGAGAGAAAUUGUAACUGAGAUGGAUAGGAGAAAUGAAAUCUUAAUGUUUGAAGGCGUUGUGAUUGUGGUUAAUAAAUAA
This is a messenger RNA of Blepharisma stoltei, 726 nucleotides long. The record is from the annotation of a GenBank genome assembly. Lineage: Eukaryota; Ciliophora; Heterotrichea; Heterotrichida; Blepharismidae.